This is a messenger RNA of Gadus morhua (Atlantic cod), 2554 nucleotides long. RefSeq names its product E3 ubiquitin-protein ligase TRIM39-like. The record is from RefSeq and is a predicted model, not a curated record. The transcript is spliced from 2 exons. NCBI's taxonomy places the organism in Eukaryota, Metazoa, Chordata, Actinopteri, Gadiformes, Gadidae. The coding region runs from base 608 to 2233 and encodes 541 amino acids. Gene Ontology annotation, molecular function: zinc ion binding; protein binding.
GGGGGUGCACUAGUACGUCAAACGGGCAAAUUCUCCAAGAGCAAAAGGAAAUCCCCCACUGACCAGACUGUAUCGCUGUUUACUGCUCUCUCAGUUCUGCUGAUCGUGUGUGCACUGUGCGCGUGCACAUCGGGGAAAGUUCCUAGAGCAGCGUAGCGCCAAUAAACAGCUCUUUUCAUUGCUCUCUGUCCGUUUCUGUUGAAAAUCGGAUCGGGGUAGAAUAGAAAGUAUUCGGGGAAGCCCCGGAUACCCGGAUAGAUCAACACCGGUUAAUCGCGGUUGCAGUCGCAAAUCCCCACUAAAUCCCCCAAAUGUCUCUCGUUUUGCACCGGCUCUCUUAAGUCCAGAGAGAAGAGAACACACAUCAACGCAUUUGAAGAGGCCGACACAAUGCAUUAAUGCAGUACAGCCAUGUGCCGUGGGGUCGGAGCUACGUAUUAGGGGAGGAGCCAGGAGUUAGGCGAGGAGAGGAGAGGACGUCAUGUUGGAGAAACGAAACCUAAGAUUCAUAGAAACCAAAGCAACCGACGCAGCUGUUCUCUCGUUCAGGAGAAAAUAAAUCGCAUUUUGGAGAAAAUAGUCAGACAGAAAGAAACAGCCACAAGGAAUGGCCUCUGCUAACACUUCCUGGUCUGAGGAGAACUUUUCAUGUCCCAUCUGUCUGGAUGUGUUCAGCUAUCCAGUAACCACACCAUGUGGACACAACUUCUGCAGAACCUGUAUUACAAAGUUCUGGGAUGAACAAGUCCAGUUCAAAUGUCCUGUUUGCAACGAGCUUUUCCACACAAAACCUGAUUUACGUGUCAAUAUCCUUGUAUCAGAGAUGGCAGCUCAGUUUAGAACGUCCGUACGAGUAAAAGAGCAGCCUUGUGUUCUACCAGCAGAAGUUCCCUGUGACGUCUGUACUGGGACCCAGCUGAAGGCUGUGAAGUCCUGCCUAGAGUGUUUUAUGUCGUUCUGCCAAACCCACCUGGAGCCACAUCAGAGAGUCACAGUCUUGAAGAAACAUCGGCUGGUCGAGCCUAUGGACCGUCUGGAAGACAGGAUGUGUAAGAUACACAACCGACUUCUGGAGCUCUUCUGCCAGACUGAACAGGUGUGUGUGUGUCAGUUCUGCACAUUGACAGACCACAAGUCCCAUCCUAUUGUACCUCUAAAGGAGGAAUAUGAAGUGAAGACGGCCCAGCUGGGGAAGAUAGAGGCUGAAGUUCAGCAGAUGAUCCAGGAGAGACAAAAUAAAAUUCAGGAGAUUAAAGACACAGUUAAACGCAGCAAAGCAGAUGCAGACAGAGAGAUAGCUGAUGGUGUGCAGGUCUUCACCGCUGUGAUGCGCUGCAUUGAAAAGUGCCAGGAGGAUCUCAACCAAAUGGUUGAAGAGAGACUGAAAUCCACAGAGGAACAAGCUGAAGACCUCAUCAAAGCGAUGGAGCAGGAGAUAGAAGAUCUGACCAAUAGAAGCUCAGAGGUGAAGCAACUCUCACACACUAAAGACCACCUCCACCUCCUCCAGGCCUUCAGAUCCCUGAAGACUCCUCCACCCACCAGGGACUGGACGACAGUGGAGGUCCGUCCUCCGACAUACGUAGGGACCUUGAGGAGAUCCCUGGAUCAGCUGGAGGAGACACUGAACAUGGAGAUGAAGAAGCUGCGUGAUGCUGAACUGAAGAGGGUCCAGCAGUAUGAAGUAGAUUUGACUCUGGAUCCUGAUACAGCUCAUCCCAAUCUCAUCCUGUCUGAGGAUGGGAAACAAGUACAUCAUGGAGAUGUAGUGAAGAAACUCCCAGACAACCCUAAGAGAUUUACAGUGCAUAUAUUUGUUCUCACGAGGCAGAGCUUCUCCUCAGGGAGAUUUUAUUUUGAGGUCCAGGUUAAAGACAAGAAUGGAUGGUGUUUAGGAGUGGCCAGAGAGUCCAUCAACAGAAUAGGUAAGAUUAUAGAGACCCCUGAGACGGGUUACUGGAAUAUUUUUUACAACAAGGAUGGGUUUGUAUUUAGAGAUAACCCUGUUGUCUGUCUCGCUCUGAGAGCUGAGCUCCAGAAGGUGGGGGUGUUUGUUGAUUAUGAUGAGGGUCUGGUCUCCUUCUAUGAUGUGGAAGCCAGGGUUCAUAUCUACUCUGCUACUGGCUGCACAUUUAGUGAGCCUCUCUAUCCAAUCCUCUGCCCACUCCGCCAUGAUUAUGAAGGUAUCAACUCCGCCCCCCUGAUCAUCUCACCUGUCAAUCAAACCGACUAGGACAUUUGUUUAAAAAUAAAAUGCACAAACCACAAAAAUAACUAACUUUUCUUAAAUUAGAAUCUGUACUAUGUAAGAUCUGAGAGAACUGUUUUAGUGUUGAUCCGCUGUCCUUUAGCAAGGAUAAAUUCACUAUGGAAAUAACCCUGACAGUUAUAAAAUAUAACCCUUGAUACAAGUUUAGAUUACAUAUACUAUAUUGAUCAUUGUCUGAUUGACAGAAUGUUUUCAUGCAACAACAGUAGAACAUUAUGAAUGAUAACAUAAUCAAAUGUUUGUACACUUUCUAUUUCAAUAAAAUUGUUCAAUAAGUAAAAUGGA